Molecule: messenger RNA, 10035 nt
Organism: Hyla sarda
Lineage: Eukaryota; Metazoa; Chordata; Amphibia; Anura; Hylidae
Gene: ANO3
Product: anoctamin 3
Exons: 27
Coding region: 326-3274 (982 amino acids)
Biological process (GO): chloride transmembrane transport
Cellular component (GO): plasma membrane
Molecular function (GO): protein dimerization activity; chloride channel activity
Source: RefSeq, a predicted model, not a curated record
AGUUUGGCCUCUCUUGGCUCCGGCUAUGUAAUGAUGUGGGAUAACAUACUGCAGCAUGCUGUAGAUAUCAAAAAGCAUUGCUGUGAAUUAUCCUUCAAGCAUCCGCUAAGGGGAGUCUAUAGCUGGACCUCCCUCCAUGGUUACUAUGACAACAUGAGGGAGCACAGUCUUUCAGGCGAAGUGUUCAGCUAAAGCAGGUGUCGUAUUCCAUAUCCAGCUCUCCCCGAGCCCCGGGAUCCUGGAAGGGGCUAUCCAUUUACCUCUAUUUCCCAUGCAUUGUCCCUUCGCCUCCUUCUCAUAGCCCUGUUCAGCAUCUCUUAGGAAGAUGGUUCAUCACUCCGGCUCUAUCCAAUGCUUUAAGCAGCAGAAAGGUAUGUUUAAAAGCAAAAGUGGGACAGACAAGGAACACCAACUGAAGCCAUCAAGGAGAAGUAUGCCAUGUUUAGCCCAGAGCCAAACCCACCCUCAGCAUCUGAACAAGCAGUCUACAGUGCUCCAGCAGAACAGAGUCCAGCCUCAACUUGAUAGUGAAGCCUCCUCAGCAAUCGAUGUAGAGCCUCAACAAGAUUCUACACGAGAUACCUACACAGAUGACUCCGAACAUGGAACGUACGACUGCCGCACAGAUCAAUCUCUGCUCAUUCAGCACAAACUUAACAGGCAAAAACAAGCCUCGCGGAAAUCUCAAAAGUGUAAAGAAGAUUCAAUAAAUCGAGAAAAGCAAAGAUUCCCGGCACACACAAAUCCGAAGGAAAUGACUACAGUGGCGUCCCUCGGGUUAUAUUUUAAAGACGGGAUAAAACGCAUUGACUACAUUUUGGUAUACAAGAAAUCAAGCCCACAGAUCGAGAAGCGCAGCACCUUUGAGAAGAACCUCAGAGCCGAGGGCUUAAUGCUGGAGAGGGAAAAUUCUAUAACCAACAACGACAUUAUGUUUGUAAAAGUCCACUGUCCAUGGGAUACAUUGUGCAAGUACGCCGAGCGGAUGAACAUCAGAAUGCCUUUUAGGAAAAAAUGUUAUUACACUGACUGGAGGAGCAAAACCAUGGGCAGUUUGCAGAGGAAUAUGAGGCAACUCAAAAGCUGGCUGCCUAGAAACCCAAUGAAGCUUGACAAAGAGGCCCUUCCAGAUCUCGAGGAGACAGAUUGUUAUACAGCUCCGUUCAGCCGAGCUCGCAUGCACCAUUUCACAAUAAACAACAAAGACACCUUCUUCAGUAACUCCACGAGAAGUCGCAUCGUCCAUCAUGUCUUACAGAGGACAAAAUACGAAGAUGGAAAAUCAAAAAUGGGAAUCAACAGAUUGCUCGGUAAUGGGACAUAUGAAGCAGCAUUUCCACCUCAUGAGGGAAGCCACAAGAGCAGACACCCAAUCAAAACCCAUGGGGCCCAGAAUCACAGGCACCUGCUGUAUGAAAGGUGGGCUCGCUGGGGGAUGUGGUAUAAGUAUCAGCCGCUGGAUUUAAUCAGGAGGUACUUUGGUGAGAAGAUCGGCUUGUACUUCGCUUGGUUGGGCUGGUACACAGGGAUGUUGAUACCUGCAGCUCUUGUUGGAUUGUUCGUCUUCCUCUAUGGAUUAUUUACCAUGGACUCCAGCCAAGUAAGUGUGGAGAUCUGUGAAGCAAAUGAAACUAUCAUGUGCCCGAUGUGUGAGAAGAAUUGCACUCUCCAAAGACUGAAUGAAAGCUGCAUAUAUGCAAAGGUCACUCACUUGUUUGAUAAUGGAGGCACAGUCUUCUUUGCCAUAUUCAUGGCAAUAUGGGCCACUGUUUUUCUUGAGUUCUGGAAGAGAAGAAGGGCUGUACUCACCUAUGAUUGGGAUCUCAUAGACUGGGAAGAUGAAGAGGAAGAGUUGCGUCCACAAUUUGAAGCAAAAUAUUCCAAACUGGAGCGAUUAAAUCCUAUCACUGGCAAGCCAGAACCCUUCCAGCCUUUCAGUGACAAGCUGAGUCGACUUAUGGUGUCUGUAUCAGGAAUAUUCUUCAUGAUUUCUCUAGUCCUUACCGCAGUCUUUGCUGUAGUCGUAUAUCGGCUGAUCGCCAUGGAACAGUUUGCGUCAUUGAAUUGGCAUUUCAUUAAGAAGUAUUGGCAGUUUGCAACAUCUGGCACUGGGGUCUGCAUAAAUUUCACGAUCAUCAUGUCCCUCAAUGUGCUUUAUGAGAAAGUUGCCUAUCUUCUUACAAACUUAGAGCAUCCAAGAACAGAAUCUGAGUGGGAAAAUAGUUUUGCUUUGAAAAUGUUCCUCUUCCAGUUUGUCAACUUAAACAGCUCCAUAUUUUACAUUGCCUUCUUCCUUGGCAGGUUUGCAGGAAGACCUGGAAAAUAUAACAGACUUUUCCAAAGAUGGAGGCUGGAGGAGUGUCAUCCGAGCGGCUGUCUCAUAGAUCUCUGCUUACAAAUGGGAGUCAUCAUGGUUUUAAAACAAAUGUGGAAUAACUUCAUGGAACUUGGAUAUCCACUUCUUCAAAACUGGUGGUCCCGAAGGAAAAUGAAAAAAGGAGGACAAGCUGUAGAAAGCAAGUUAACAUUACCACAGUGGGAAAAAGACUGGAACCUGCAGCCCAUGAAUGCUCAUGGUUUGAUGGAAGAGUACUUAGAAAUGGUCAUACAGUUUGGAUUCACCACAAUCUUCGUUGCUGCCUUCCCAUUGGCUCCUCUUCUGGCAUUGCUUAACAAUAUCAUUGAGAUCAGACUGGAUGCUUAUAAGUUUGUGACACAGUGGAGAAGGCCCAUGCCUGCCCGAGCCACUGAUAUAGGAAUCUGGUAUGGAAUUUUGGAAGGAAUCGGUGUUCUGGCCGUUAUCACCAACGCCUUUGUCAUUGCUAUCACCUCUGAUUAUAUUCCUCGCUUUGUAUAUGCUUUCAAGUAUGGUCCCUGCCAGGACCAAGGAUACAGACACGAAAAAUGUCUCCGGGGCUAUGUGAACAGCAGUUUAUCAGUAUUUGAUCUGAGUGAACUUGGUGAGGGAUUCACUGGGUAUUGCAGAUAUCGAGAUUACCGGGCGCCUCCUUGGAGCUCAAGCCCCUAUGAGUUCACCCUGCAGUUUUGGCAUGUUUUGGCUGCACGACUAGCCUUCAUCAUAGUUUUUGAGCACCUUGUAUUUGGGAUAAAAUCCUUUAUUGCUUACCUCAUCCCGGAUAUGCCAAAAGAUCUAUGUGACCGAAUGAGGCGAGAGAAGUACCUGGUCCAGGAGAUGAUGUAUGAGGCUGAACUAGAGCACUUACAACGUGAACGGAAAAAAAAUGGAAAACACUACAACCAUGAAUGGCCUUAAGUGAUGCCUCAGGAGCAAAACCUCACACGUACAAGAUAGCAGCCGAGAUUUUAAAACAUGGGGUAUCAACUUAUAUUGUUAAAUGCAUUUCCCAUAACACAUACAUUGGAUUAUUCACAUAUAUGUCUAUUAUAGGACAAUGGUCAUAUAUGUAUAUUGAAAUAUGUAUGCCAGCCAUAUAUAAACUGGAAUACACAUGGUGUCGGAGCACAAAUGCAAUGAAAUGCAGUGUUAUAGGGACUGAAGUGUUUCUAGUAAAGCUAGACCUAUGUCAUGUCUAUGACUGGAAACCAUUCUACCACAUCUCCUGAGGCUUGGCUAUGCCAACAUCUUUGUAGGAAUGAUAUGCCCCCUGGCACUGUAUAAACAACACAUCUCACAGUGCUUAUCUAAUCCAUGGCUGCUCUUGACUUGUAGAUAUUCCUUAACUUACAUUUCUAUCAUUGCUGAUCACUAAGAAGCUCCAGCAUACACCGAGCAGGCGACCAGGUAUUUACUACGUCAUACGAUUUGCUAAAAAAAUAUUUAAAAUCAAAACAAACCAUUUUAUAAAUGUACUUGUACAAAAUCCCAACACAGAGGACUGGAAACAUAAUGAUAAAUAGUCCUAAAGGUGGAAAGAAAGACAAGAGUCCAUCUAUGAAACAACAUCUAAAAAUUCUCCUUAAGAUUUGCAUGAGAAGUUGGGAAUAUUUCUUCCAUGGAUUGAACCUACAGUGCACUCUUCCAAGGACAUAACUAAAUCUAAAAGCAUGACUUGGACAAUGCAGAAGGCUUCAAGAUUUUGUAGGGUGCUGGACAUCCACUUAUGGCAGCCUCAGCAUCCAGGCAGCUUAAUGGCUAUCACCUCACCAUAACUGGAUUUGAAGAAAUGGGUCUUUAAUAUGAUGUUUUUGUGACGUGCCGUUGCCUACUUUACAUAUGACUUGCACAUAAAGAUCCUAUCAGGCAGUUUGGUUAUAAAAGCUUUUAGAAUUUCCCUGCACAUGUUUUCAAAUAGAGCGUAAAUUUAUGAAACAUUUAUGGCGUUUAUUGUGCAAACCAUAAAAAAAACUAUGCAGUUAGAAAGCAUGUUCCCAGUAGGUAACAGAGGGGGAACUGCUAACACCCUAAACAUUAACCAUUCAGUGGGCCUCUAAAUGACUGAAUGGGAUAAUGCCACAAUACGCUUCCUUCUGAAAGAUAACAAAAGUGUUCCAGGACAAAAAAAAAAAAAAAGAAUUGCAAAAAUUUUUGAAAUUUUUUCUUGUUUUUAAAAUGUUAUUCUUUACCAUGUUUUUCUAUCAAAAUGAGCAUUUCCACAUAAAUUUGCACACAUGAUUUUUCUAAAUUAGGUUAUUGAGUAAUGUUAUUUAACUUGAGAUACUAAAUAUAAACAACAUAUUUUUAACUAGCUAAUUAACAUUAUUUGUUAAUCUUAUAAUCUGCCACUUUAUCCAGCAAAGUAUUGUAAUAAAAAGAUCCGAAGUGGAGACAAGAUCAGAAUUUUUUUUUUUCUUUUAGAAAAUUCUCUGAUUAAAACUCAAUAUGGUGGCACAUGGUUUGCCUAUGACUUUGUAUUAUUACAUUUUAGACAUUCUGCUACCAUAUAAAGCUUCACUGUAUGGCAGUGUUACCAGGGAAAAAUAGCUCUGGGAUAUGGAAUCUUAUAAAAAAAAUUCAGUGGAAUUCAUACAGAAUUAGAUUAAAAAAAAAAAAAAACCUCUGUAGACAUUCACUUGAAAUUUGAGCCAUAUGAGGUAUAGUAGGGCCUCUAAGAAAUCUAUGAGCACCAUAAUAUGUUUGUAGUCAAGCGAGCCUUAAAGAGUACCUGUCACCAAAUUACACUUUUAAUUUAGUGUUCCCAUUCACUUGAUUUUAAAAUUAUCAACAUAACUAUGUUUAAAAUGUAAUAUAAAAAACGGCCACUAGGUGGCUCUGUUCUGUUCCCUGCCACAAUUAAUACAGUGAGUUUGGUCUCCUUCCGGCCUGGCAGGAGACCAAACUCACGAAGUACUCCUGUCUGCACUGAGCUUGAUUGGCAGCUGCACAGAAAGUGAAAGCUCUACAGAUUCUCACAGAAAGCUCCACAGACUGAAACCUGCAGGAGAGCCUCACUGACAGCAACACAGACAGAAAAAUGCACAAAGCCUAAUGUCUUCUAUUCAUCACAGCGCUGCAACGAUGUGUGGGCGGAAGUGGUCCCCCAGCAGGCUUCAGAAAUAUCAUGCCUGCAGGGAAAUUCCCACUUUCUCCUGCUGGGAAAUUGCACUAUGUGAGCAAGAAGAAUGGUAAGAUACACAGUUUUUUGAAGAUCAGAAUUUUUUUAGGGGUAGGAGGGGUGUUAGGAGUAGUUAGGGAACAUAGCCUGAGUUAUUUUAGAACAGUUUAUUUGGUGACAGGUACUCUUUAAGGGACACAUGCAGGGGUCAAGACCUUGUGAAAAAAAGUGUGGGAACUCAUCAAGGAUUUCAAUUCAAAGGCUGGUCCUGCUAAUGGGAAUGGUAUUCCUUCCGUGGAAAAAGUGCAGGAACUCAGUUCCCACAUGUUCCUGCAGGACUGGAGCCCUGGGCACAUGGUAUUUUGGGUUUUCCUUGUGUUUGCCACUCUAUUACCAUCUGAUAAAAAGUCCUAUCAUUUCCCAUUGAUGCCAAAUUAAAGGCAUUGCUUUCAUGCUGCCCAAACCGUCAGGGUAGUCCAGGUAGCUUCUGCCUGUCCCUCCGGCCUUGAUCGGUUUGGGAAGAUCUGUCAAUAAAGGAAUUAUGGUUUGGACAGGAAGAAAGUAAUGAUAGCUUCCAUUUAAAGAAAUGUUACUGUAUAUAUUUGCACAAUAUGUUCUGUUUCUUUCAUGCGAUAAUCUGAAUGUAGUAAGCAGAAGCAUACAUUUUAUAUGAAAGCAUUGACUUAUAUGCAUACCACUUCAGGACAAAUAGUUAUUUUUAUGCUUCAGGGUAGCAUGCAGCUGUUUUUAUAUGCAGUAUUUUUGAUUUGUUUGUUUACGUACAGAUUCUUGAUGCAAUGGAUUUUGCGGUGCAAACCCUUUCACACGAAUCUUAAACAUUUAUGCAAGUAUCAUUUUGUAAUAUAAAAGUUGAUGUUGAUACACAUGAAACCUUUCCAUCCUAGAAUUAGAAGUCUGCAUGGUCCUUGUGUGAAUGGGGCCUCUAGUUUACUGAGAUGCAUGAAUAACUCAUCUUACCGUAACCCUUAGCAGUCAACAUGAUCAAUCACUAAAUAGAUCAGAUUUUUUCCUAUUAGGUAAAUCACAUGAUUAAGGUUUUCACCGUUUUUACAAUGGGUGUCAAUGGGUGAUGUGUGCAUUUGUAUGGCAUACAUAUGUUUGGGCUAUACAUUAGGUGUUUUUACAUCAAGUGCCCUUAGGCAAAGUGUUGUCAGCAUUUUGUAAAGAUUAAAAUAAGAAUAUCCUGUAACUUUGUACUUUGAUGACUGUGUAAAAACAUUUUAAUUUGCCUAUGUGAUACUGUUACCAAAUCUGAUCCACCAACAUCAUCUCCUAUGAAAGUUACAUUGACUUAAAGUAUUAGAUCAAUGUUUACUAUCCUACUGGGCUCUGCUUAUGCACAGAAAUGCUUCCGGCACACACUUCGAACAUAUUCAUAGACCUCCAUGCACCCAGCAUAAGCCUUUUUGCACAUAUUGGGUCAGUAUGCAUCAACUUACUUUUUUUUUGUUUUACUGCAGAGGAAAGUGUUGUUUGCUGUGCUCUCCUAAACAGAAGAACACCAUAAAAAGAUGUAUCCUACAAUACACAUUUUUUUUACAAUAAGAGUUAAAGGGGUUAUCCACCAUAAGGUGAUUUUAGUACGUACCUGGCAGACAGUAAUGGACAUGCUUAGGAAGGAUCUGUGCUUGUCUUGGGGCUAAAUGGCUAUGUUGUGAGAUUACCAUAAUACUGUGGCUAGCUUUUUGUGAGCUGGUAUUUCCUGUUUGAUUUUUAUUUUUUGACUACAAAUCCCAUAAUUCAAUUUUCCUCCCUCCCACACAUCAACCACCCAAACCAUUGAAACAUAAAUGAGCUGCAUCCAUUCAAAGACCUGUGGUUUUCAAUCAGGGUGCCUACACCUGUUGCAUUAGUAGCAGAUCAACUAAACAAUCCCUCCACUCAGUGAAGCAGACAGGCUCCCUGUCAUCAGCUGACUAGUGAGUCAGGUCUCGGCCGCAUUGCAACCUGGGAAAAAUCUGAGACAACAGUAAUUUUGUAAAAAUAAAUUUUGGGGUGAAAAAUCACAUAAGAAUUGUGAUAAAAUUGUCACACACAGGUACAGACACUAUAUUAUGAACUACACUAACUUUACAGCCCCCGUAGCAUAGUCAAAUAAAUAAAAUUCCUGGAAUACCCCUUUAAUUGCCAAUGUAGGCCUUUGUAUGCCUUUAUAAUGGCAUAUGUUGGCAGAAUAGUUUGAGAAACAUUUUGAAUGUCUACUGUAUCUCCUACAGAAGUAUAAAACAAGAUGUGAACAGAGCCUUAGAUAGUCUUGUAUGUUUGCUUUGACCAAGAAACAAAGCAGGGUGGAGCUAAACAAUAGACGUUUAAAACUUUUAUACAGAGCAUGAAAAUAAUGUCUGGACUUCUUUUGGAAAUAGCAAAUCAGAUAUACAGGAUUACAGUUUGGUAAAACACUUUAUUCUGAUUCCAGGUCCAUUGUGUUUAGUCAGUACAGUAUAAUGGAGUCUGCUCUGCUAUACUGCUCAGUAAAAAGGAGAAGAAACCAGAUGAAGUCCAUUACAGUCUUAACUUGGAUUCAUUACAUUAUUAUUUAGAUCCCCCCCCCCCCCACAAAAAAAAUAAAAAUAAAAUAAAAUUGGGAGCCAAUAUGUAGACACAUCACAUAUGGUAGGAAAACAACUUGAUAUGAGUUGUGCUCUAGUAGUUGUUGAGUUUUUAAAGGAAUUAUCCAGCUAUUUAUUUUUGUAUUUAAAAGUGUUCAUGUUGGGCUAAAAGAAAAUAAUGUGAACUCAUGAACCUUAUGCCAUUACAACUGCAUUUGUCACUCUUUAAAAGAAUGUCUUCCCAAUAAACAGCUGCUUAAUAAUAACCCAUAAUGGGUUUAUUGCCAAAUAGUUUUAGUUCAUUAAAUAUGUUACAAUAUUUAAUACAAAAUUGUAUUUAAUUCAUAUAUUCAUUUAUCAAAAACAUCUAUCCAAAGAGAUCUGUCUCUAAACAUGUCUAUUUACUUAAAAGGGGUGUUCUGUUGCUAGACAUCUUACCCCUUUCCAAAGGAUAGGGGAUAAGAUGUCUCAUCACGGGGGUCAGGCCACUGGGAUCCCCCACAAUCUCAGUGCAGAAACCUGGCAUUAUGAAUAUUAUGUUCAAAACGUUGGGUUGAGGAGGCCGUGGUCGUGACAUCACGGCACGCCCCCAUGACAUCAGGCCACACCCCCUCCAUUCAUGUUCAUAGACAUGAAUGGAAGGCGUGUGGCAUGACAUCACAAACACGGCCUCCCGAACCCAGCAUUUUGAACAUAAUGUUCAGAACGCUGGAUGUCAGCACGGAGAUUGCGGGGGUUACAGCUGCCGUACACCCGCGAUCAGACAUCUUAUCCCCUGUCCUUUGGAUAGGGGAUAAGAUGUCUAGCAAUGGAUACCCCCUUUAAGUAGAUAUUUGCAUUCCUAAUAAUAUAUAAUUAAUCUGGAGUAUAUUCUUUUUUUAUAACUCUUAUAAAGUUUUCCCCUGUUAUUCCUUCUAGUAAUUUGUGAAUAAAUUGGCAACUGGGUGUUCCCAUUUGGGGUUGUAUCCUUGCACAGUCUGACAUCCAAUCACCACAUAAUGUGUAGAAACACAUUUUCUGACUACAAAAAUGGUAAUUCCCAGUUGUCAAUCUUUUACAUAAAACAUACAUUUCUAUGAGAGAUAUCAGAAGGACAACACAACGCAGUAGAAGAUGCUUCAGAAUUUUCAUUUUUUAGGGAUUUUAUGUAUUUACUAAAACAGACAUAAAAUGUUCAGAAAUAGCACAAAUAAUCUGACAGUCAACAUUUCAAUGUGUUUUUUUGUAAAGAGACUGCUGGGCAUGUUAAGCUCCUUACUGUAAAAUAUUUUAUCCUUGUAACUAGUCAAUAGGUUUUUAUUAUUUAAUUUAAUAUUAAAAUAUUAAGGAGCUCUCUUUUCCAGCUCAUAUAGAAAAUCUUCUCUUAAAAUAUAAUAAUUAUGACAUUUUGAUGACUAGACAAAUAGAUGUACAUAUAGAGAAUAAAGCACUUUUCCUAUCUUAACACAACAGACCAGGAUUCCUACCUUUUUAGUAAAGCAAAACAUUACACAGCCUAAUGUAAACCAAAAAAGUCCAAAUUAAAGUCCAACACUAAAGUUUUAAGAGGCUUAUUUUCAUUGUCCCUUACCCGAGGUAUUUCAGCAUUUUAACUACAACUACAAACAUAACCAUCCUGUUAUCAGGGCACAAAGUACAUUGCACCAUAUCCCUCAAGUGCUAGAAAAGACCCAAAGCUUGUAAAUGUGCACAUGUGGUUGCGCAGAGUGAUACAGUGUUGUAUAACUUCUUCCUUAUACAAUGUGCAUUUUACAUAUCUUCAUUUUAAUAUAUUGUAUGCAAUGCAUUGUUCAUAUUGAUGUAAAAUGACACCUAACAUUUCAUGUACAAUAUUUUUAAUUAUCAAUGUUUACAUACUUUAUGCAUUAAAUUAUAAAAUGUAAGAAAAAGAAAAAAAACAAAAAAAAACAACCAAACACUUGCUUAAAUUAUUUCUUGGAUACAAAAUAUUUGCAUUGUGUAUAUUUUAAAUGGAAAAUAUGAAUUACUAA